CGUGAAUGGGGGGUUUGCGGCAUUCCCACACACAUUAAGGUUAUUAUUAUUGAGUGAAAGAGAGAGAGUAGAGGAUAUGGGGCUAUUUUUUCUUUGAGGUUUUUACACAAGUUGCUUUUUGGUUUGCUUUUAGAACAAGUUUUGUUUGAGCUUCCGUUUUAUUUUGAACGGAGAGGCCGUAUUAUCUUUUUGGGGGGGUGUGAACUAGUUUGUUUUUGUUGCGACUUGCUUUUGAGUCAAAAAACAAUGAAUCUCGUCGCAACAGUCUUUUUCCUCGUCCUCACGACGACGACGAAAAGUACCUACGCCCACCUGACAGACCUCUUCCUCCUCCCAACACCCAACAAUCCCUGCCCAACAAUAACCCACUUGAACACAACAAUAUGCAAAACCACAGAACUCGCUCCCAACACCGAAACCCGACUCGGGUGGGCAAGCAACACCACUGGCGGACUCGUAUCCCUCUUUUUCGAAGCGACACCAACAACUUUUAUUGCAUCCAACCUCUCUUCAACGGAAACCACCCUCUUCAUUCCCUCCACACCUAUUCGUAUCGGUGCCUUGUACACUCGUAACGGAACGACAGACCCACCUUUGUUCAUUACCCUCACAGCUCCCUCUUCGUCCAACACCGUCUCCCAUAUCGCAUUGAUCGUAGGUUUAUCCUCGAUUCUAGCCCUAACUGUCCUCCUAGCAAGUUUCUUUUGGUGGAGACGUCACAUUCGAAAUCAACCCGGCUACGCAUCUCGUAAAGUCCAACGAAAACGCGGCAUGUCUGUCAUACCCGUUUUUGAUCGAUUUUGGCCAAAAGAUGAGGAUACGAGUCCUGUCUUGCCCCCUCGCCCGUGUUUUCGACCUAGCCAUGAUGUCGUCCCUCCAACCCUUUGUCGAACAUUUACAUGGCAAAAGGACUCUGUGGUUGUUUUGGAACGUGAACCGAGUUCUGGUGAAGUUCCUGAUGGGUGGGAUGAGGAAAGUGGGUUUGGGGAUACGAAACGCAUCGUGCAUUGAAUAUUGUGGUGGGCGUUUUCUUAAUGUUUUGUGUGAAAUGAACUAGUAUAUGUAUAUAUGUUUUUUUUUGAGAAUAGUUUAUUGUCUUGUAUUUAUUGGAAAAAUGAAAAGUUUUUUAAUACAUGAGUCGUUCGUAGUUUAAG
Molecule: messenger RNA, 1154 nt
Organism: Spizellomyces punctatus DAOM BR117
Lineage: Eukaryota; Fungi; Chytridiomycota; Chytridiomycetes; Spizellomycetales; Spizellomycetaceae
Exons: 1
Coding region: 247-1011 (254 amino acids)
Source: RefSeq, a predicted model, not a curated record